Oryzias melastigma (Indian medaka) is the source of this 3548-nucleotide messenger RNA. RefSeq names its product phosphatase domain containing paladin 1a (gene pald1a). NCBI's taxonomy places the organism in Eukaryota, Metazoa, Chordata, Actinopteri, Beloniformes, Adrianichthyidae. Bases 364 to 2967 code for a protein of 867 amino acids. The transcript has 20 exons. The record is from RefSeq and is a predicted model, not a curated record.
AUGACACACAUUUCUAAGCAGCUUUGCACCUCACGCAUACAAAAAAAGCAAGGAAACCGGCAAGUGAAGAUGCCUUCAGACUGUCUGUAUCUCUGACGGAGAGCCUCCUGAGUGGCUGCCGCUCUCAGCGAAUGACGCUGCCGUUGACCCGCUUGGUGAGGACGUGCUGAUCCGGACUGCCGCCUGCGGUUGUUCGAUUAAGAGUCGGCGACAGAUUGCCUCACAGAUCAGAUAGAGAUGGCAAGGAGGAUGUGUGCUUGAGACCGUUUGACUGCUGCAGGGAUGCCACUUUAGUGGUUUCUUCCACGCUUGUGCAUCCUUCAGAAGAGGGACUGAAAACUGAAUGCCAGCAGCUUGUGGAGCAUGGGUACAACUGCGAGUGCUGCACCACAGCCAGUUUCUGUAGCGUCGCCCGUCGAGAGAGUCCACGGUAACGGGAUGGCCGACAUCAAGCAGUCCAUCGGCAUGAGCCCCUUCCAGACAGUCAACAUCCACAACAGCAAAGCCAAGUCCAUUAUCACCAACAAGGUUGCGCCCGUCGUCAUCACAUACAACUGCAGGCAGGAAUUUCAGAUUCACGAUGAAAUCCUCAAAGCCAACUACAAAGUUGGUCGGAUAUCAGAGUCUAUGCCCGAGCACUACCUGGUGCAGGGGGAGUUCUUCAUGGUCCUGGAUGUGUACAAGAAGGCAGAUGUUCUAAACACCACUGGGAGCCGCGGGGCGCCCAACUUCCGCCAAGCCAAGGGGUCAUACCCGCUGUACGGGAUGGGUCAGCCCAGCCGAAAUGGAUUCCAGCAAGUUCUCCAGAGGCUGCAGGCACAAGGACAAGAGGAGAUUAUCUUCAUCUGCGUAAGAGAGGAACCAGUGGUGUUCCUCCACAAGGACGGCGACUUUGUGCCGUACACUCCCCGGAAGAAGGAAAACCUGCACGAGAACCUCCACGGGCUGGAACGGGAGGAGACGGUCGAACACCUGGAGCUCAAAAUCAGAAACGAGCUCCAUGACUUUGCCAAGCUCAACGACAACGUCUUCUACAUCUACAACGACAUCGAGUUCUUUAACGACGAGCCGCAGAAGAUAUCCAUCACGUGUGAAGAGGACAUCCUCGUGACGGAGGAGGUCUACAAGAGGCCCAUGUUCACCAUGCCGGCCUACAGAUACUACAGAUUACCAUUACCAACGGAAGGAGCUCCUUUAGAAGAAGACUUUGACGCAUUUGUGAACAUACUCAGGGAGAGCCCCAGCUUGGGUCUGGGCCAAAACGGAUUCCAGAAGCUGCCUGCCCUGCUGUUCAGCUGUCAGGUGGGAGUCGGCCGCACCAACCUGGCCUUGAUCCUGGGCGCACUAGUCAUGAACCGCCUCUCGAGGGAUUCCCAGCAACCACAGGUGGAAGAAACAGCUCCUUCAGAGUCCAGGCCAAUGUUUCGAAUCAUCCAGUCUCUGAUCAACAAGUUGCCUAAUGGACAGCAUGUUAUGGAAGAGGUUGAUCAUGCAAUUAGCCAGUGUUCUGAAAUGCACAACAUAAAAGAAGCAAUAUACGAGAACAAGAGUAAGCUGGAAGGAAUCGGAGAUCAAAUUCAGGGAAACAGCACCAAAGACUAUUUUCUUAGCAGAACCAUGCAGAGCUUGGAGCGUUACUUCUAUCUCAUUGUAUUCAAUGCGUACCUUCACGAACAGUAUCCGCUUGCCUUUAUGUCCAACUUCAGCCAGUGGAUGUGCUGCCACCCGUGGCUAUACAGGCUGCUGGCCUGCAUGGAUCUGUCCGAGCUGUUGGCCCCUGCAGAACUGGUCACCAGCGGAGCCCGCGUUCUGGUCGCUGAUGAGUACCUGGCUCCUGACGUGCUCAGCACGGUCAAAGAGAUGAAGGCGGUGAACUUCAGACGAGUUCCCAAGAUGCCUGUUUAUGGAGUGGCUCAGCCGACAUCAGAGGCGACAGGAGUGGUUCUGGCUCAUCUCACGGAUGAAAAGAGGAAGCACAGUCACAUUUUGUGGGUCAACCUGCAGAAUGAGUUAGUGCUAGAAGGCAACGGACAGAUAUUUGUUCCAAGGGAACCCUCAUGUCUGGAUCAGCACAUCUCCAUCCCAACCUGUGAUCCACAGCUGUUGAAGAAAUUGGAAACAUCAUUGAAGGAGGAGAUUUUGAAAGCUCAGAAGUGGCUGGAAGUGGUGCUGGAGCAGGAGAAGCAGAUGAAGAUGCUGAAGAGCUGCCAGACAGUUGAAGAGAUUUUCAACCAGCACAAAAGCUCCCACCAGGGCCUCGUGUACAGACGGAUCCCUUUACCUGACUGCAGCGCUCCCACAGAGGAGGAUUUUGAUAAACUGCUGGACACCAUGAAGAGUGCCUUGGCCGAGGACUCGCACUCGGCUUUUGUUUUUAACUGCUCCAACGGCAAAGGGAGAACCACCACUGCUAUGGUUGUUGCUGUUUUGACUCUCUGGCACUUUAAUGGCUUUCCCGAGUUCCCCGAGGACGAGAUUGUGAGUGUCCCUGAUGCCAAAUACACAAAAGGAGAGUUUGAGGUUGUGAUGCAGUUGGUCCGCCUGCUCCCUGAUGGGUACAGGAUGAAGAGAGAGGUGGACCUGGCCCUGGAUUCUGUCAGCGAGACCAUGACGCCCAUGCACUAUCAUCUGCGAGAGAUCAUUAUCUGCACUUACAGACAGAUCAAGAAUGAGAAGACGGAGAAGGAGUGUCAGCAGCUGUUGCUGAAAAGCCUGCAGUACUUGGAGCGCUACAUUUACCUCAUCCUCUUCAACACAUACCUGCAUUUAGAGAAGAAGGACUCGUGGCAGCGCUCCUUCACUGCCUGGAUGGAACAGGUGGCUGCCAGAGCAGGAGUUUAUGACAUCCUCAACCAGCUGGGCUUCUCCGAGUUUGAAGACCCCAGGGACUCGCCAUUGGCUCGGCUGCGCUGCCGCUGGCAACGGCAAAACGUUCACUCACUUCCUUUUCGGGGGGAGUUUGUCUGAAAGAGGAUCGCUGCCAUUCCACUGACACAGUACUGUGCUGUUCAGGAGAAAAGAAAUGUCAAUAGCCUUAAUAUUUCUGUAAUGUUUACCCCCUCUGUGUCCUAACAUUUCUGUGUUAGACCUUUUUCUAAUUCAAUAGUUUUUUUGUUUUUUUUAUGUCUAUGAGAUAAAGUUUUCUGCCUUUUAUACAGUUUCUAUUUGUAAAUCCCGCUUUCUUAUUUGUGUCAGCCAUAAAAAAAACUUCAAUUUUUGGACAAAUCGAAUUAAGUUUGAAGGUAGAAAAAGCAUGCAGCUGAUCUUUUACCUCGUAGCCUUAGCUGUUAAAAAGCCCCCAGUGUACAAAGCUUUUAUUUAAGUAUUAAUGCAUCCACAAGGUUUGUAAAGCUAAAGGAUGAUUUUCAAAGCAGUGUUUCCAGAGAUGCAGUUCCGUUUAGGUUUUUAUUUCCUUUCCAGCUCCCAGUUUCCCGUCUGUUUUCCUACGUUUAAUGAUACGUGCGGGGAUGCAGGUACUAACGUGUCUGGAAUUUUUGAUGUUGGAUUUACUUUAACGCAGUUUGUAUUGUUUUUUUUUUUUUUUUUUU